GUUGACUGUGGUCCUGCUCCUCCUCGCUGCAGCCUCCUCCGGUCGUCGCCAUGGUGCAGAUGAUGGAGUCGCAGUGUGAGUAUUUCAUGUACUUCCCGGCGGUGCCCAUCACGGAUCUGUCCGACCCGGCCCGGUACCGGACCCUGCCCCGCCGGAGUCACCUCUACCUGGGGGAGACGGUCCGGUUCCUGCUUGUGCUGCGGUGCAGGGACGGAGGGGCGACGCCAACCGAGCCCGGCCCCGAGGGAGCUGCUGGCUCUGCUGCAGGUUUUGGGACUGAAUCAGCCAGUAGCCGGGCUUGGAGGGAACUGGCAGGCUCUUUGUGCGCUGUGGCCAGCGUGAGUCCAGGUGAGAGCAGCCGCCAUCGAAGCAACCACCACCAGCAUUAUCACGACUACCAAAGCAGCGGGGACGAGGCCAACGAGGACGGCGAGGAGGACUACAUCGCAGCAGCAGAGGCGGCCAUUGCAGCGCUCGGCAGCAGGGUGGACUCCAGGUGUCGGAGUUUCAGGGACUGCAAACCGCUGCUCAUCCACAACUCAUCUGGGACGGCGGCCAGGGAGUUCCGCAGGGCACCUGUUCAGUCUCCUCUGGACGAGCCUGUGGUUUUGACAGACGAGGUGAUCUUCCCGCUCACUGUUUCUCUGGACAAACUCCCCGUCAGCACCCUGAAAGUCAAGGUGAUGGUCACAGUGUGGAAGAAGGAGGCGGAGAAAGCCGAGGUGCAGGAACUCGGCUACCUGAGCGUCCUCCAACAACGAGAACCGACACACACCUUCAGACACGACCUGAACACCUUCAAGGCUCAGGUGAGCACCACUCUGACCGUCCUGCCGCCUCCCACCGUCCGCUGUAAACAGAUGACCGUCUCCGGGAAGCACCUCGCCGUGCUCAAAGUGUUGAACGAGUCGUCUCAGGAGGAGGUGAGUAUCCGGGACAUUCGAAUUUUACCAAACCUGAACGCCUCCUACCUGCCCAUGAUGCCGGACGGCUCCGUGCUGUUGGUGGACAACGUGAGCCAUCAGUCCGGUGAGGUCGGCAUGGCGUCUUUCUGCAGGGUGGACAGCCUGGCCUGCCGCCUUCCCAGCAUGCUCAGCGCUUUGGAGGAGCACGACUUCCUGUUCCAGCUGCACCUCAACGACAUGCCGCCAGACGACUCCAACGAGGGGAUGGAGGUUCCUCUGGUCGCUGUGCUGCAGUGGUCGACUCCCAAGAUGCCUUUCACCAACUGUAUCUACACCCACUACAGGCUGCCCAGCGUCCGUCUGGACCAGCCGCGGUUCGUCAUGACGGCCAGCUGUCCGAGCACGGUGCGCGUCAAGGAGCACUUCAAGGUCAAAUACGUCCUGCUGAACAACCUGCAGGACUUCCUGGCUGUUCGGCUCGUCUGGACUCCAGAGGGUCGCCUUCACAGCGAGGACACCACGCUGUCUGCGGUGGUCUGUCACACGCCUCUCAGUAACCUCGGCCACUGCAGGAAAGGAAGCACGCUGUCGUUCAGCGUGGCCUUCCAGAUCCUCAAACCGGGACUGUACGAGCUGAGUCAGCACAUGAAGCUGAAGCUCCAGUUCACGGCCUCUGUGUCCAACCCUCCGCCUGACGCCCGGCCGCUGUCACGUAAAAACAGUCCGUCCAGCCCGGCGGUUCGAGACCUGCUGGACCGACAUCAGGCCAGUCUGGGUCGAUCUCAAUCCUUCUCCCAUCAGCAGCCGUCUCGGUCACACAUCAUGAGGACGGGCAGUGCCAUGGAGCGGCGGGCUAUCACUCCCCCCGUCGGCUCUCCGGUGGGCCGGCCGCUCUACCUGCCGCCGCAGGACAAGUCUUUGCUGUCGUUGGACAAAAUCGCCAAGAGGGAGUGUAAAGUGCUGGUGGUGGAUCCUGUCAGCUAGGAGGAGAGGAAGCAAGGAGGAGAGGAAGCAAGGAGGAGAGGAAGCCAGGAGGAGAGGAACCAAGGAGGAGAGGAGGAGAGGAUAGGACAUUGAGCUCAACCUCGGCUUCUUUUCCCAAAAAUGAGAAUACAAAAAUGGAAACAAAGACUCAAACUGUAUUCACACAGGAUCAGUAUCACCCGUCUGAUCAUUCAGGAAUUGUCCCCUGACGUCAGUGUUCGCCGCAGCGAUUCAAACAGGAAGUAAACAAACUCUGUCAUUAACUCAAACUCACCGACAUUUCUGACUGAAAGCUACCACUGGCUGCAUGAAAAAAGUUUGAAAGUACAGAGAGCCGUGUGACGUGCAGAAAUAAUCCCAAGAGCAGAAGAAGAAAUGUUUUUAUGUCAGUGUUAUCGUCUACACUCAGUCAGUAUCUACAGCUCUCAUAUUUAAUGUUAUAUAAUGUAAUAUAAAGUCCUAACACAGGCGAUACAAGACUCUGG
Molecule: messenger RNA, 2374 nt
Organism: Labrus bergylta (ballan wrasse)
Lineage: Eukaryota; Metazoa; Chordata; Actinopteri; Labriformes; Labridae
Product: microtubule associated protein 11
Biological process (GO): cilium assembly
Cellular component (GO): TRAPPII protein complex
Molecular function (GO): alpha-tubulin binding
Source: RefSeq, a predicted model, not a curated record